Laccaria bicolor S238N-H82 is the source of this 1287-nucleotide messenger RNA. RefSeq names its product glycoside hydrolase family 16 protein. Bases 1 to 1155 code for a protein of 384 amino acids. The transcript is spliced from 13 exons. Lineage: Eukaryota; Fungi; Basidiomycota; Agaricomycetes; Agaricales; Hydnangiaceae. Gene Ontology annotation, molecular function: hydrolase activity, hydrolyzing O-glycosyl compounds. Gene Ontology annotation, biological process: glucan catabolic process. The record is from RefSeq and is a predicted model, not a curated record.
AUGCUCCCUGCUUAUUUCCUGAUCUUCAUAAUUUACUACCCAGCUGUUGCAAUACCCCAGGCCAGCUCCUGGUUUCCAUCGCUCAGCGAACACUUGUGGCCUUCACGUAGCCUCUACGUUGCAUCGGGCAAUUCUAUCAAUUAUAACCCUAAUGGAUCAAGUUUUCUUUGGUUACCGCAAGAUUCGUACUCUGGGCAGACGUUUUUUGAUUUAUGGGAUUUCUUUACUGGCGCCGAUCCAACAAAUGGCCAAGUGAACUACGUCAACGAAACUGUUGCUCGUCAGACUGGUCUCGUCUACGUGCAGGACAAUGGUAUUGUUAUUAUGAAGGCAGAUAACACGACAUCGUUGGCUUCAGGUGUAUACCGGAACAGUGUCCGAAUAUCGAGUCAGGCCCAGUACAACACCGGUUUAUUUAUCCUGGAUUUAAACAGAGCACCGUGGGGAUGCGCCGUCUGGCCCGCUUUCUGGACAGUUGGAGGGAACUGGCCAUAUGACGGUGAAGUUGACAUCAUAGAGGGCGUACACGACAACGAACAUAACCAAGUGGCAUGGCAUACUGCGCCAGGAUGCACAUUGGAUACUACUGCGAACUUCACUGGAACAAUAUCAUCAAGCGACGGCGUGAACCAUACAGACUGCAAUGCUUUCAUUAAUAGCAACUCCGGUUGUGGAAUGACUGAGUGGAGUAGGGCGUCGUACGGUCCUUAUUUUGACUCGCAAGGAGGAGGGGUUUUCGCUAUGAAGUGGGAUGAAAACAGCAUUGCAAUUUGGUCAUUUUACCGUGUCGCAAUACCAAAAGAUGUCAUUGCAGGCACCCCAAAUCCCUCCGGAUGGGGUGCACCGUCCGCCGUUCUAGAGCCUUCGGACUGCAACCUUGGACAACUUUUUGCAAAUCAUUCAAUCGUUUUCGACAUCACCUUGUGCGGUGACUGGGCGGGAAAUUCCUACGCUACAUCGGGGUGUCCAGGAACUUGCGAACAGAGGCUUAUGGACCCAGCAAACUUCCAAAAUGCAUCCUGGAGCAUAAAUUCAUUAAAAGUCUAUCGAAAGGUGCUCCUUUCUGCACGGGUCACAAACUCAGUCACGUCUAAGUUGACAAUGGAAUUUACCACCUUGUACCUCAUGAUUUUGUUGGGAGGUCUCCUCCUUUGAUGAUUUUCUAUGUAAUGACCCUCAACGUACAUCAUAAUGAUAGAUAGCGGACAUAUGAUAGAUACUAGAUAGUGGACCAUAUCCUCGGAGAACCACGCCCUGAUAGACAAUAAUUUGGGUAUGGUGGUGCAU